Hyaloperonospora brassicae is the source of this 1065-nucleotide messenger RNA. The record is from the annotation of a GenBank genome assembly. Lineage: Eukaryota; Oomycota; Peronosporomycetes; Peronosporales; Peronosporaceae.
AUGCUACCAAAGUCGACCGGACGACGAAGAAGAGGAAGCUUCGAGCACGACGGCGCCGUGCGCGAGACAGCAGCCGAUGCGUCGCUGUGCAAGCUCUCUGCCAGUCAAUUGGGCUACUACGUCGACCCGUUCGUGCAGUACUUCGUCCCCGUGCCGUCGCGCCGCAUGCCGAUCAUCAACCGCGGCUACUACGCCCGCGUGGCGGCCGUGGAGUCACUCGUGCGCACGUUCUUACGCGCUGAAGAGCGCGGCAAUCGACAGACGGUAGAGACGACAAAUACGAAGAAGAAAACGACGAAGCAGGUUGUGAUCUUAGGUGCGGGGCUCGACACGAUGUUUUUUCGCUUACAGAGCAGCAACGCGCUAAGCGAUUGCGAGUACUUUGAGCUCGACUUCCCGGACGUGACCAUGCAGAAAGUGGGCGCAAUUAAGCGCCGCAGAGCGCUUAAUGAACUAAUGGGGCUCGGCAAUGCCGAGGCGUUCAUGGCCGCCGUGUCGUCGGGUUUCACUGAGCUAAACGUGCCAGGCUAUCACCUUUUGCCGUGUGAUUUGAGAGACUUGGACGCGACGACGGCGAAACUGGAGGCUGCAGGCAUUGAUCGCACUGUGCCGACGCUGUUUGUUUCGGAGUGUGUGCUGAUCUACAUGGAGGCAAAGUUCUCGACGCAGUUGGUUGCAUGGGCCGCGUCGUACUUCGAUGAUGUGAGCUUUGCACUGUACGAACAGAUCUUGCCGGACGACGCGUUUGGGCGAGUGAUGAUGGCGAACAUCAAGGCGCGCGGGUGCGACUUGUUGAGCAUUCACGACUUCCCGACCGAGGAAGCGCAGGUUGCACGAUUUACCGAGCACGGCUACGAGGUAGCGCAGUGCUGGGAUAUGAACAAGAUCUACUACCACUACCUGGAUCCAGCUGAACGUGCCAAGCGCGAACGGCUGGAAAUCUUUGAUGAGCUGGAGGAGUUCCAUCUGCUGCAGGCGCACUACUGUGUUGUUGUUGCAAGCAAGCAGGCCUCGUCGCCAGCAGCCCGUGCGAUGGCGCUGAGCGAAGCGCACGCGUCAUGCUGA